CCCACCUCCCACAAAACGUUUUCCAAAUUUUGUCGUGGCUAUAAUAUAUAUACAUUUAGCAAAUAUAUAAUUCCGUCUAUGCGCUUUUCUUGUCCCUGUUUUCCCCUGCGCGCCUCCCUCUUUUCGCCAACCAUUAUAUUUCUCCCUCAGUCGCUGGUCGUAACGAAUAUGUUUGAUCUCUACUAGUACUAGUACUAGUCGUAGCUAGCCAAGGAUAUGCUUCACGGGGUGGGGUUCAUUUAUUUAACAUCCAUGAUCCAUCCCUGUGUGAAGUGUGCUGCUGAUCAGCGAUCAGCCGCUAGCUAGAUGUGUUGUUGGUGUGUUUGAUCAAACCCACCACCCAUUCUGAUUUCUUUGGCCUUUUAUUCUUCUCAUGAACAUGAAACAACUGAAAUAAGAGCUCGCUGUGUCAAGUAUCAUGGAUCAAAGACAGAAAGGAUCAGAGGCAGAGCACAUGAAUCAGAGUAGCAUUGCGCCGCCCAGCAAAAGCUGUACAGAUUGCCACACAACAACAACACCAUUAUGGAGGGGAGGUCCAGCUGGGCCCAGGACUCUUUGCAAUGCAUGUGGGAUUAAAUACAGAAAGCGAAAGAGGGCUCUUGUUGGUUUAAACAAAGGAGCAACUGGAACAGAGAGGAGGAAACACAAGACUACUGGAGCCCCUUUGAAGCUGGGAUUGAAGUCUAUGGAAAGAGAAAUGGUCGAAAUGGUGUUCCACUUCCACAAGAGGAAGUUGAAAGAAGAAGAAGAAGCCGCUAUACUGUUGAUGGCCCUAUCUUGUUCUAGUGGCACUGGCGGCGCCGUCUAUGCUUAAAACUCUGUUUCCUCACUCCUAUGUUGUAAAGGAAAGAAUCGGAAGGUGACACGCAAAGUACACCUAGACAUUCUAAAUCUAAACUGUUACCACGUCAGUGCAUGUAGUUACACGUGUCUUCACAGUUGACCCUACAAACUCUUUCUACUCCUAGACAUUCUAGGAGGUUCCCCUGCCUGCAGCUCUGUAUUGUUCCAGGACUUUCCACAACUCCAACUGAGGAGGCCAUCAAUUUAAAGAAAGCAAUACGAGCUAGGAAACAAUUGGACUGAGGCAUAUCAGAUCAGAUCAGAUCAGAUAAUUUAUUAUAGGGAUCAAAAUGCAAUAUUUACGAAAAACAGUGGCUGUUGCUGUAGCACCAAGGUCAAGGUCAAGGUCAGUUUGGGUGCUUGGCAAUCAAGCUCAAUCUCUACGACCAGGACAUGCUUCGGCCAUGUCUAGUCGCCCUGCUGACCCAGCCCUGCACGCUGGGGACUAUGAAGCUGACCCUGUUGUCACCACCGGAGAUCCUCAAGCUACAGAAAAUGUUGCACAGGAAAAACCAGGCGUUGAUGAGCAACAGAGGCAAGUAGACAAACCACCCAGCAGCUGGGGCAAAGGAAAAGGAACAGGAACAGGAACAGAACCGGUUUCACCUCCUAAUAAACCCUCAUAUCCAAACGCCAGUUUCCCAAGGUUAGAGAAGACAGAAGUGACCCUGCAGCCGGAUCCGUCGGACCACCCAAUCAAUUAUACUGAGAAAAGGCGAGCUAGCCAAUACUCCACAGCUGCCACUGGUUUAUCAUUAGAGAAUUUCGAUUUGGAAAAGGUGAGCUGUGUGGGGCUGGAUGGUACACCCUGGCCAAGGGACAAGGAAAAUGAGGAGCACAAGACGGAUAGAGAUAGGGAAGAUGAACGAGAGUACUACAAGCAUCACAAGGCUUCGCCGUUGUCGGAGAUAGAGUUCGCAGAUACCCGGAAGCCCAUUACGCGUGUAAUGUACGGCACGGCUGCCGUAUCGGAGUAUGCUGCAGGUAGAGAUGUCAUUGGAUGGAGGCCGGAGCAGUUGGACACGGCUGAGGAGGCACUGCUUAGAGCUGCAAGGAUAUGGAAAGAGAAUGCCAUGCGUGGUGACCCUGAUGCUCCUCACUCCAGAGUGCUCAGAGCUCUACGCGGGGAGUCAUUCUGAGUCUGGACAGAUGACUCAUCUGUAUAUGUAAUCUGAUGCAUGAAUGGAAUGUAAUAUGUAAUGACAUUUAAUAAUUGUAUAUGUAUAUAUGUGUGUGUGUGCCAGCGUUUGUGAGAAGAACCUAUCACGGAAAGUUAAAACAUGGCAAUGAGUGAUGAAUUGAUGAUGAUAUAGAUCAUAGA
Molecule: messenger RNA, 2164 nt
Organism: Prunus dulcis (almond)
Lineage: Eukaryota; Viridiplantae; Streptophyta; Magnoliopsida; Rosales; Rosaceae
Exons: 5
Coding region: 1134-1982 (282 amino acids)
Source: RefSeq, a predicted model, not a curated record